AUGGUGGGAACAGCCUUAGCAGUGCUGCACGGAGCCAUCCCCCCCUCUCUGCUGCUGCCCUCCCUCGCCCGCCACUCCCGCAUCGUUCUUCCCCUCGCCUUCCCCCUCCCCCAUUCCUCUGGCACUAUUGGGCACGUUUCGAGUCGUUUUGAGGCGAUCCGCAAGAUGGUGGGGACAGCUCUGGCUGUUCUCCAUGGUGCCAUCCCCUCUUCCAUGCUGCUGCCCUCCCUCGCCCGCCACUCCCGCAUCGUGCUGCCCCUCGCUCCGCCCCAAGGCCUCCUAUUGGCCGACUGCUCCUUCAUGCCCUUCCGGGCGCCAAAGCUGCCCGGAAACAAAUCCUCCUCUUCUGCUGCCGAACUUGAGGUUCCUCACUCCAGCACGCCUCUAGAAGCUGAAUCAACAGACCGUUUCAAGCAGCAGCAGCAGCAGCAGCAGCAGCAGCAGCAGCAGCAGCAGCAGCAGCAGCAGCAGCAGCAGCAGCAGGCAGAGGCGCUAUACACUCAGUGGCACUGUGCCGAAUCCCCUCGUGAAAUCGCCAGCACCCACACUCGAAACACUCUCCGCAUGUCCCCUGCCGUGUGCGAGGGAGUAGAGGCGUUCUCUCAGCACCACGUGCUGCCAGCCAUGCUGCAGUGGUUGGAGGCGGGAGGAGAGCCGUGGAGUGGGUGGGAGGAGAAUCUGCUUGCUUACCAGUGGGUAUCGGAGGAGGAGGAGCGGGAAGUGAGAGUAGAGGCAUUCACCGAAGGCCACGUGCUGCCAGCCAUGCUGCAGUGGGUGGAGGCGGGAGGAGCGCCGUGGAGUGGGUGGGAGGAGAAUCUGCUUGCCUACGAGUGGGUAUCGGAGGAGGAGAAGAGCGAAGUGGUAGAGGGCUGGGAGAAUCUGCUGGGUUACCAAGGGUGUGUGAGGAGGAGGAGAGGGAGGGCAGUGGUGGAGGGGUUUACCAAGUGGAACGAGGGCAGAGAGGGGGUAUUGACUCUAUUGAAGGGUGGAGGGGGGAUCUGUGUGGAGCAGUGGGGAGGAGAACUUAAUGUGGAAGGGAGGGCAGUGGUGGUGGAUGGGUUUACCGGGUAG
Molecule: messenger RNA, 1071 nt
Organism: Closterium sp. Naga37s-1
Lineage: Eukaryota; Viridiplantae; Streptophyta; Zygnematophyceae; Desmidiales; Closteriaceae
Source: the annotation of a GenBank genome assembly